GAGUCAUCAAAAGGCGACAUGUUUAGUGUUGUUGUAGAGUCGCAUUACUUCCUCAACGCGUCCUUGGGACUUCAGAAUAUGGCUGAUUAACACUUUUAUUAGGUUAAUAAUAAUUACAGAAAGCUUUUGAGGUGAUGAAUCGUAUUUGAAUGACUGAGGAGAGAUGAGCGCUCCUAACGCCAGUGAACGCAAGGCCUGCUGGAGCGCGAGAGAUGAGCUCUGGAAGUGUCUAGAUGUCCAUCGAGACAGCGCAUCUGCCUGCGAGAAACACCAGCUGGAGUUUGAAGACAAGUGUCCUGCCCAGUGGGUGAAGUAUUUCAUCAAACGGAGGGACUUCUUGAAGUAUAAGGAGAAAAUACAAAAUGAGGGCUAUGAACCAACUGAAGGAGCAUCAAAAUUAUAGCCACUGGACUCUUGACAACUAAAAGUUUUCCUAGCCUAUAUAAAACAUUGUGGUUUUGUCUUAUUUAUCAUCAUUUAUCUCAAUGAGUUUGUGCUGCAUGGAGCUUCAAUGUAAUGCCUGAAAAGCAAAAUAAAUAAAUGAACCAAAAA
Molecule: messenger RNA, 552 nt
Organism: Pimephales promelas (fathead minnow)
Lineage: Eukaryota; Metazoa; Chordata; Actinopteri; Cypriniformes; Leuciscidae
Gene: coa6
Product: cytochrome c oxidase assembly factor 6
Biological process (GO): mitochondrial ATP synthesis coupled electron transport; respiratory chain complex IV assembly
Cellular component (GO): mitochondrion
Source: RefSeq, a predicted model, not a curated record